AUGAUAGUGCGACCAAUUGUCACCUACGGGGCGGUGGUGUGGGCACCGAAAGCAGAGCAGACGACGGUAGCACUCAAACUAUCGAAACUGCAAAGGCUUGCGUGCGUCUGUAUGACAGGAGCUAUGCGCACCUGCCCGACAGCUGCACUUGAGGCCCUGCUGGAGCUCACCCCGCUACACCUACUAAUUGGUCAAGUCGCCAAGUACACUCUGCUUCAAAUGACAGCAGAGGGGACUGGCAUAGGUAAAAUAAUCUCGUCCCAACGCAUGGAAGAGCUAAGUGGCAUUAUACCACUGGCUCCUCUUCCAAGGGACGGCAUUAACAAAAAGCUGAACUUCACUAAGAAGUUUAAGAUCACCCUCGGCAGCAAGGCCGAAUGGAGCGACUCCGCAUUCGAGCUGCUACUCAGGGAUAGCUCGAUCAGGUGGUACACCGACGGCUCGAAAACGUCGGAGGGAAUUGGCGCAGGGGUCGCAGGACCACGCACAAAACUCUCCAUACCUAUGGAGUUGAACCUCCAACGCGGCUAUCGCAACGAACGUAUAGCUAUACUUAGCGACAGUCAAGCGGCACUCAAGGCGAUCUCGUCUUACGAGAUAAAAUCGCUAUUGGUGCAGGAGUGUAUAGACCGGCUCAACAGUCUUGCAGAAUGCAACCAGGUGCACCUUAUUUGGGUGCCAGGCCACAGAGGCAUCGCCGGUAAUGAACUGGCCGAUAAGCUUGCCCGCUCUGCAGCAUCCACCAGCAUGGUAGGACCGGAACCUUUCAUAGCGGUGGGUCCCCACACCAUAAAGGAGCAGGUCCGCAAUGAUGUAGCAGUGGGUAGGGAGAUACAUUGGCAACACCUUUCAGGCUUGCGGCACGCAAAGUUGCUGAUGAAGAGUUAUAACCUCAAAAGGUUUAAAUGCAUAAUCAAUCUCCCAAGAAAUAAAAUCAGGCUACUGAUCGCCUUCUACACCGGCCAUUGCAAGCUGAAGAAGCACUUAUUCAACAUGGGCCUAGCUUCUUGUGCAAAUUGCCGGUUCUGCGAUUUGGAACCCGAAACUCCAGAACACCUGCUAAUGGAUUGCACGGCAAUCUGUAGGCGCAGGACCAAGGCCCUAGGAUCCAUGUUUCUAAAUAGGGAUCACAUCGCCUCAAUAGCACCUAGCAGUAUAUUGGAGUUCAUCAAUUUGCUGGGGCUAGCUGAGACUCUGUGA
Bactrocera tryoni is the source of this 1200-nucleotide messenger RNA. RefSeq lists its product as uncharacterized. The record is from RefSeq and is a predicted model, not a curated record. Gene Ontology annotation, biological process: DNA replication, removal of RNA primer. The transcript has 2 exons. Gene Ontology annotation, molecular function: RNA-DNA hybrid ribonuclease activity; nucleic acid binding. Bases 1 to 1200 code for a protein of 399 amino acids. NCBI's taxonomy places the organism in Eukaryota, Metazoa, Arthropoda, Insecta, Diptera, Tephritidae.